Molecule: messenger RNA, 844 nt
Organism: Xiphophorus hellerii (green swordtail)
Lineage: Eukaryota; Metazoa; Chordata; Actinopteri; Cyprinodontiformes; Poeciliidae
Product: pre-mRNA 3'-end-processing factor FIP1-like
Exons: 7
Coding region: 89-844 (251 amino acids)
Source: RefSeq, a predicted model, not a curated record
AUAUGCUCACGAUUUCAGCCUGUUUGGAGGGAGAAAAAAAGCUUCAGUGACCAACUUUUUGGUGUUGUACUGCAUAAUUGUUACGUAAAUGUAUGUCAUGUUGUGUUCGUUGUACGCCUUUUAUCGCCCGAUCAACAGACGAAGAAAAGCUAAGACCACUAGGCGUGGAGGCAAAGGGAGAAGCAGGAGAAGCAGAGAGAAAGCACGCCCUUGUCGCACCGAUGCAGCCAAAGAUACUCAGUCAGUAAUGAGGAUUUCCCACAAGAAGGACACUGUCACCAAUUACGACAUGCCACGUUCGGUCAACGCCCGCACCAUGUUCUCAUUUGUGCCUCCACCCUCUUCACUUUUCCAGUUUUACCAAUCUGAGUCCCCCACUAACACACUGAGCAGCGACAAUGUUGGGAACAUCGAGGAGCCCUCGACUUCCCUGUAUCCAUGUUUUGUCGGGAACAUGUCCACAGACUUUGCAGUGGUGGAUAGUGCCAAAGCCUGGGAGUGCUACAUAAAGCAGCAGCGCAGCAGAGACAGAGCGUACGGCCAUGACAAAAACAGACGGCGAUGCAGUGACAGAGACAAACACAGGUCUUCCUUGUCACGCCACAGUGAGAAGAAGCCGCCGGAGCACAGGGACUCUGCAGACUAUGAGCACAAACGUCGCAGAAUUGAAGGAGUCACCGGCAAAAAGAAGCAGAAAGACGAAGAGGAGGGCUCGCGAAAAAUAUCGCAAAGAAGUAGCAGCGACAGUAGGAAGGAUGACAGGGAGGCCAGGAAGACAAGACACAAUCACGCAGAGGGCAAAGACUCUGGGAAGGCUCGGAAAGCGACUGAGAAAAGAAAAUAA